Fomitopsis serialis is the source of this 1497-nucleotide messenger RNA. Its product is annotated as FAD-linked oxidase-like protein. Gene Ontology annotation, biological process: lactate catabolic process. The record is from RefSeq and is a predicted model, not a curated record. NCBI's taxonomy places the organism in Eukaryota, Fungi, Basidiomycota, Agaricomycetes, Polyporales, Fomitopsidaceae. Gene Ontology annotation, cellular component: mitochondrion. Gene Ontology annotation, molecular function: FAD binding; D-lactate dehydrogenase (NAD+) activity; D-lactate dehydrogenase (cytochrome) activity. Bases 1 to 1497 code for a protein of 498 amino acids. The transcript is spliced from 14 exons.
AUGUUCCGCCCGCCCGACGAAGACCACCACACAUGCCGAUUACCCGACCACCUCAAUCGCACCAGUACGCGUCGAAAGAGGAGGUACAACAGGCUAUCGAAGAAUUACGCAGGGCUCUUCCAGAGGGGGCACUGUCAUGACCGACACAGACACCCUCACGAUGUAUGGUCAUUCCGACAACUCAUACCACCGACAUCCCCGCACUCCGUCGCGGUGCGUCCGCAGAGCACAGAAGACGUGGUGAAGAUCGUCAACAUAGCGCGGAAAUAUCGCGUGCCCAUCGUGCCCUACAGCGGCGCUACGAGCCUGGAGGGUCAUUUUUCCGGAUACCCUACAGGGGACAUCUGUGUAGACAUGUCGGGAAUGGAUAAAAUCCUUGAGAUUCACGAGGAUGACGGUGACGUAGUAGUCCAAUCGGGCGUGCCAUGGGAAGAGCUCAACCGGACGCUCAAGGAGAAGGGUAUCCCAUUAUUCUUCCCGCUCGACCCCGGUCCUGGAGCGACCAUUGGCGGAAUGAUCGGAACGGGAUGUUCAGGGACAAACGCCGUCCGGUACGGAACCGCGAAGAGCGAAUGGUUCCUAAACAUAACUGCGGUCCUCCCCAAUGGCAAGGUCAUCAAGACACGUAGAAGGGCACGCAAGUCGUCGGCCGGAUUCGAUCUGACGAAGAUAUUCAUCGGUGCGGAGGGCACUCUGGGAAUCGUCACAGAAGCUACUCUUCGCCUGGCGCCGGUGGUGCCGACGAGAGUUGCCAUGGCACAGUUCCCCGACAUUCAGCGCGCAGUGAGCGCUGUCCAGGAAAUCCUGAACAGCCCGAACGGGCCGCAUCUCCAAUGCAUCGAACUUCUCGACGACAAGAUGAUGGCAGCCAUCAACAACGCGGGCGAGGUCUCGCGCACGCUGCCCAUCAGCGACACGCUCUUCUUCAAGAUCCAGGGCUCGCCGGAUGCGAUCGGGGCGACGGCGGCGGCCGUGCGCGAGACGACGGCGAAGCACGGCAGCACGCGCUUUGAGUUCGCGCAGACGAACGAGGAGGCGGAGGAGCUGUGGGAGAGCAGGAAGUACGCGCUGAUCAGCACGAUUGGGAGCGAGCCCGGGGCGAAGUGCUGGACGACGGAUGUUUGCGUCCCGCCCUCGAAGUUGCCGCAACUGGUGUCGGAGACGAAGAAGGACCUGGCGGAGCAUGGGCUCAGGUCGACCAUUGUCGGCCAUGUCGGAGAUGGUAACUUCCACGCGCUGAUCCUCUUCAAGGACGAUAAGGAGCUGCACUCUGUGAGCGACGCUGUACACAGACUCGUGCGUCGAGCAAUCAGCAUGGACGGUACAUGUACGGGCGAGCACGGUGUCGGUGUUGGCAAGAAGGAGUAUCUAGUCGAAGAGCUUGGCGCGGACACGGUCGAGCUGAUGAAGACCAUUAAGAGGGCAAUCGACCCGUUGAACAUCAUGAAUCCGAGCAAGCUGUAUCCUGACACGGAGAACAAGACUAACGGCCAUUAA